AACGCACUCAGCUGUUCUCUCCUUCUUUUUCGAGUACGAGACGCCAUAAACUGGACCAUGGCUGUCCGUCCAUCUUCUGUAAGCCUGUGAUUGAGAAUCCCCGAGACUCGUCCAAGCCACCAUGCGUCUGAGAUUCUGGACACGACCGGAUCGAAUCACCUUUGCAGCCUUUUUUCUUCAAGUCUGACCAGACAAAACUUCCAGUAGCAUGGUUCCCGGUCUAGUCCACGCCAGCAAACACGUCAGUCCAAUGUUGGCAGCUCCAGCUCAGCUGAAGCCGAGCUGAGGUCCCUCACAAGGGGCAGGCUGGGAAAUGCAGCAAUACGAGAUCUGAACCCCGCAUCGCAGGGGAUGUCCCUGUCAUGCAAUCCCAAUGUCCUGGGUGUUGGACAGUCAAUACUACCCAUACCAUGUACUGUGGUAGUAAUACGAGGCUCGGCGGAACAGUCAUCUUUGAUUUGUGGUUUCUGCCUCUUGCUGACGUGCAAGCUGAGGGCUGGAUACGAAGGGGAGAACUUGAAAUAGCUUUCAUUUCCCACCCCCUCUCCCUCUCCCAGGUUACAAAAUGCCUCCAGGAGCUGGCUUGGAUUUCUGGAUCCAGGUAGGUAUCUGAAGCAUCAGACCGCGACAGCCAGCAAUUAACGACGACGGGCACUGGUGAACUGAGUCGAGACUGAUUCAACUUCAACCCGAACCCGAAGAGUCAAGAUUCCUGGAAUAAGAAGGGCAUCGGGACUCACUGCACAUUGAAUAUAACCCCUUCCCCAGAAAGAAGAAGAAGAAGUCGUCGAUAGGUUGUUACUUCUGCGCCAGCUGAAUCACUCAUACCAUCAUAUAUCUCACACGGCCUUGGCAACAACGAUAACAUCAAUCGACGAAUCUACAUAAGAUGGCAUCGAGUCCGACUCCGACCAUCCUGGACUAUCUCAAGGGGUAUAUCCUCCCACUUCCAUUUUUCAUGGGGAGUUUAUUCUAUUUCAUCCUCACAUUCCUCCUCGCUCCAACCCUCCCAUUCCGCAAUUUCCAAUCCUACAAAGAACGCGCCUUCGCCCGCCUCUGGACUUGCUUCGGCCCCCUCUGCGCCCGCGACACACCACCAUCCCUAUUUCCCCUAUUGUCUCAAAGCAAAGGCCUUAUUCUCGACGUUGGGCCCGGCACCGGCGAACAAAUUCACCGAUUCACACACCCCGAAAACAUUGUGGCGAUCUACGGCGUCGAGCCGGGCAUCAGCAUGCAUGAGCAACUGAAGGCGGCGGCGAAAAGGGCGGGCUUUGAACCGGACGAAAAGUAUCGUGUUUUGGGGUGUACGGCUGAUUUGGAUUCCAUUGUGCCGGCUUUGAUGAAGGAUGGAUUGUUGGACAUGGACGAAGGCCAUCGCUCGGAACGCAGUCCAGAUCUCGAUCGAAAACUGCAGUUGUUUGAUGAAAUCGUCUGUCUCCGCGUCCUCUGCGGUGUGCCUGACCAGCGUGCCACGGUGGCCGAUGUAUACACCCUGCUCAAACCCGGUGGUCGAUUCGUCGUGUGUGAGCAUGUCCUAAAUAAGAAGAACGUGCUGGCGAGAGCUGUUCAAUAUAUUUACAUGGGUCUCGGGUGGAAACAGUUGAUGGGCGGGUGUGAGUUGACAAGAGACACGAUGGGGACAUUGCUCAAAGUUGCAAAGGAAAAGGAUGGAGAUGGGGGGUGGGAGAGGGUGGAUGUUGAGGAGGUUGAUGGGUUUGGGCCGUUGGUGCAUGUUGUGGGGGUGUUGGUGAAGAAGAAGGAUCAGAGGGGAUGAAGAAAUCCGCGUAGCUUAGGUGAUACGGGAGAAGAUGAGAUGCCGAUACUGGGGGUGGACUGUACGAUGGGGGUUGCAACAUAUUUCUGGUGCUGGGUAUAUGUUUCAUGAUCUUGUGGUGAGGAUGAGUGGGAGCUGAGCUGGGUUGAGUCAUUCCAUUCCUGCUGGACUGAAUCUGAUUUCAUUUGGUCACCACUUCAGGCUCAUUUGUAUCACCUUCUGUCUGCACAGAACAGUGGAGCUGUAUAGUACCAGUAACUGUGACUGGCAUUUGUUAUUCUUAUGACAACUUUACUUGCUCGCUUCGGAGGAUAUGACAACGCAUUAACAUCAAGACAAAUGCUGAGAUCAAAAAGCAGUGAAUGAAUCGAUGAUGGGCACUAGUGUCUUGAUUCUUCAUCA
Messenger RNA from Exophiala dermatitidis NIH/UT8656, 2176 nucleotides. RefSeq lists its product as uncharacterized. The coding region runs from base 890 to 1774 and encodes 294 amino acids. The transcript is spliced from 3 exons. The record is from RefSeq and is a predicted model, not a curated record. NCBI's taxonomy places the organism in Eukaryota, Fungi, Ascomycota, Eurotiomycetes, Chaetothyriales, Herpotrichiellaceae.